AUGGCAUGCGACAACCAUACAUACGGCGCCAAGUGUCGACUGGCUCCCGUUGCCCGCGUCCGACGAGAAGACGAUGUACCCCUCGUCGAGGCACAAUUCUUUUACUCGUCCCUUAUUCCCAUCGAUGACCCCCUCUCGACAUCCUCGACCAUUAGUACCGAUGCGAAGACGAGCAAGGGUCAGGUGCGGCCCUUUUCAAGGGGUGACAAUAAUGCCCUCGAGAAAGCUUGGUUGAGUCUCAUGUCUGAGAACGACCGGCGAGUUCACCAGGAUGCGUGGAAGGACCAGGGUCGGCCGUCUCAAUUCGACGCAAAUAAACUGGCUUCGCUUGUUCAAGCCUUGACGAUAAAACACUGGGAAAGGCAUCGUGGAGGCUACCAACCCCAGGAUGUCACUGUGCCAGCUGGCGAUGUCAUACCAAACACCCCGGUGCCUGCCUGUUGUUCCGAGCUGGUGCUUGAUGUAUCGGAAGAGCUUGAAGCAACCUUUUGCUCUUUGGCUAGAAGGAAUAACCCUGCCUUGAGUGUUGACGAAGUGACCCAGCAGAUUGUUCUUGGGCUUAGUCGCCUGAAAGAGCAGGUAAGCAGUGCGAUCGAGCCCCGGCCAUCCUCAGCGGAUAUACCCUCCAGCCGUCCAGGAUCUUCUUCUACCACCAAUGCGAGCCAUCCUAUUACUAGGAUCUCUAAGACUCCGACAGAGUCUCGUAGCACGAAACGUCGAUCUACCGUUGGCGAAACCAGUCUCAGAGCCAGAUCCCUCUCGUUGUCACAAGCCAAGAACCGGACCCCUCGCUCCCAGACGCCCGUCGGCAGUCCAACUGUUGCUCGACCGCCAGGCUUGGAUGAUGGAAUAUCAAGGAAGCCCUUUGUACGAGUAGGCAGCCCAGAAACACAAUCCGAGCCUGGUUCUGUCCCGUUUGGUCAAGCCGGUGGUGUAUUGCGGGACGUUGGCCAGUCCCGAGAUCAGACUGAGACGGCAACUGAAGUGGAUGAUGCUUCUCAAGCAGCAAAAGCCGCUGACAAGCCAGCGGCGGAAGACUAUCGACCCAGCGUUGCUGAAGUUGCGGUCGGGGUAUCAAGACUACACAUGGUUUCGUUGCCAUCUCUCCAGAUGAAGCCGAUUUACUGGUCUCCUGUCAACGACGUCGCUGUUGUAGCUCGGGCAACAUGGUUUUAUAGGGACACCAUGCUUCCGAUCCCACCGAUUGUGGCGAACCAGUUGGAGGCCGGUUACCAUGAACUUCGACCAUGGACGGAAACUUGGAGCGAUGAACUACGAUGUGCCAUCGAUGUUGGCCCAUUGGGCGAGGAAAAGGUGUCCCACAGGCUCUGGCCCAAAGAGUCCGAAAUAGGCUCUGCUGAUGAAGUUGGUUUCCCUGAGCCAGCUAUCCCAACUGAUCCGUUCUGCGCUGCUCGCUGUUUUCGUGGCGAAGCGGCAGCUGAAGGAUCCAUUGGCCCAGCUGCUGUCGAUAGAAGAGCCUCAGGAGAGUUCCAGCCCCCAGCACGGCCUUUCUCCAACUAUCACGUCAUAUACAAGAAUGCCACCGAAGCGUUCCUCAUGAAGCCAAGCCUGAAGCCAUCGGCGUAUUAUGGAAGACGACCCGUGUUGAAGAUUAUGAAGGGCGUGACUGUUGGUGUCCCUGUUGUCCGAGGCUUCAACAGAGCGGCCUGGGAGCGACUUCAUCACAAGAAGCAGACCCCGAACAAACCGGGCGUAUCGGCAGCCGAUGAAUCACAUGAGAGCAGUGGCCAGGACGUGUGCUCCGCUUGCAAGGCAGACAAAGAGAAAGGGCAAGUUACUGACUUGAUUCUCGUCGCCCAUGGCAUCGGCCAGAAAUUCGCCGAGAGGGUGGAGAGCUUCCACUUCACUCACGCCAUCAAUGGCUUCCGUCGUGCUGUUAACAUUGAACUACAAAGCCCUGUGGUCAAGCAGGUACUCCGUGCGGACCAAAAUGGACUCAUGAUUCUUCCGCUGAACUGGAGGAUGGGUCUCUCGUUCGAGGAUGGAGGGCCGAUGAGGGAGGAAGACAAGGCAGACUAUACCCCCGAAGGCUUUGGGCUGAAGGACAUCGAACCUGAUACCAUUCCUGCUGUUCGCAGCAUGAUAUCGGAUGUCAUGUUCGAUAUCCCCUUCUACAUGUCCCAUCACAAGGGAAAGAUGAUUAAAGCUCUCGUGUCUGAGGCAAACCGUGUCUAUCGACUCUGGUGUCGCAACAACCCAGGCUUUGCCGAGAACGGGCGCGUCCAUCUUAUCGGACACUCGCUGGGCAGCGCCAUGGCUCUUGAGAUUCUGUCAAAUCAGCCGACCUCUGUACCUAGACUUGACUUAUCCUGCAAGGAACCCGAGACACGUUUCUUCGAAUUCGACACCAGGAACCUCUUCCUGGCAGGUAGCCCGGCUGGGUUCUUCCUGCUUCUUGAGCGUGGCACGCUCAUGCCUCGGCAUGGACGAAUGAAGCCCGGGGCUGACUCGAGCGACGUCGUGGCCAAGGAUGUUGUCGGCGAAGCUGGCACUUUUGGCUGCCUGGCUGUCGACAAUAUCUACAAUAUCCUCGCCAAGGAGGAUCCCAUCGCUUACUUCCUCAAUGGUGCCGUUGAUCCCAUCUAUGCGGCGAGCCUCAAGACAGCCUACGUUCCGAGCAUAGCGGGCUCCCUGUGGAAGUCAGUCGGCGCAGCCAUGCGGAACGUCGUGCCAGGCAUGGCCCCAGCCCCAAACCCGCUCGCCCCAGAGCCAGAGCGGCCGUCGACCAUUCGUCUCCCCUCCCAGCUUGAGCUCGAGGUUCACGACUUUACGCGAGAAGAGAUUGCCGAGAAGAAAGCCUUCCUGCUCAACGAUAAUGGGCAAAUAGACUGGUACCUCCGCUCUGGGGGAGGCCCCCUCGAGAUCCAGUACCUAAACAUGCUCAGUGCACACACAAGUUACUGGACGAACCACGACUUUAUCCGCAUGCUUUGUAUCGAAAUUGGGAGGGAGCCGGGUCGGGCUCACACUCUCCCUGCUCUCAGGGCCGUCAAGGCUGCGAAGAGACUGUUGGUGAAAUAA
Molecule: messenger RNA, 3042 nt
Organism: Fusarium keratoplasticum
Lineage: Eukaryota; Fungi; Ascomycota; Sordariomycetes; Hypocreales; Nectriaceae
Product: DDHD domain-containing protein
Exons: 2
Coding region: 1-3042 (1013 amino acids)
Cellular component (GO): cytoplasm
Molecular function (GO): glycerophospholipase activity; metal ion binding
Source: RefSeq, a predicted model, not a curated record